Protobothrops mucrosquamatus (brown spotted pit viper) is the source of this 906-nucleotide messenger RNA. RefSeq names its product testis expressed 30 (gene TEX30). Lineage: Eukaryota; Metazoa; Chordata; Lepidosauria; Squamata; Viperidae. The record is from RefSeq and is a predicted model, not a curated record.
AUGUGUUAUGUCCCUUCUUGCUUCAAAUGCUCUGCUAUCAUCCUGGUAUCCAAGAAACCCUCCAUCAAGGAGCUGAAUGACUACAGACCAGUUGCUCUGACAUAUGUAGUAAUGAAAACCUUCAAAAGGUUAGUGCUGGCCCACCUGAAAACCAUCACAGAUCCGCUGCUAGACAUCUUUGCCUACUGCGCAAAUAGAUCAGCAGAUGAUGCUGUCAAUAUGGCACUGCAGUACAUCUUGCAACAUCUUGAAUCCCCAAAGACCUAUGCAAGGGCCCUUUUUGUAGACUUCAGCUCUCUUCAGACCAUCAUUCCAGAAAUCCUUCUCUCUAAACUGACUCAGCUGCUGUGCCUGAUGAUUUACGAUCAGACUUUCUGGAUCACUAGUUUGCAAGAUUAUAAAAAGAAAAUGAGUGAGUACCCAGAGACUAAUGUGAAAGUACCUCUUGGAACCAAAAGCCUAGAUGCUUUUUUUUUUUUUUGCAUUCCUAGCAAGAUGCUACUUUAUGGUGUGAUUAUUACUCAUGGAGCAUCAGGUGAUAUGAAUUUCUCCCACCUUGUUUCUUUGGCAAACUACCUUGCAUCUAAUGGAUUUCUGUGUCUGUGAUUCACCUGCAAAAGCCUUAACAUCAUUCGUCGGGCUAAAGCAUAUAAAGCAGUUGAGGUGGAAUGUUUAAGAUUGUCAGAUGACUACAAACUUUCUGGAAUUUUUUGGGGAGAUUGUUCAAUGGGUCCUCGUGCUGCUGCUAGUGUGACACAGCAGGCUAACCAAAAUAACGAUAGCUUCAUUCUAAGCCUGAUAUCUUAUCUACUGCAUCAUCCAAAGCUUCAAAUUAAACUUGAAGAUUUAUUGGUCAUUAAUUCCCCCAUCUAAUUUGUGUCUGGGACUACGGAUGUGAUAGAGUAA